Brassica napus (rape) is the source of this 630-nucleotide messenger RNA. RefSeq names its product ATP synthase subunit epsilon, mitochondrial. The record is from RefSeq and is a predicted model, not a curated record. Gene Ontology annotation, molecular function: proton-transporting ATP synthase activity, rotational mechanism. NCBI's taxonomy places the organism in Eukaryota, Viridiplantae, Streptophyta, Magnoliopsida, Brassicales, Brassicaceae. Gene Ontology annotation, cellular component: mitochondrial inner membrane. Gene Ontology annotation, biological process: proton motive force-driven mitochondrial ATP synthesis. Bases 112 to 408 code for a protein of 98 amino acids. The transcript is spliced from 2 exons.
CCUUAACUUGGGACUUUUGGGACCGAUUACUAAUAGGGUUUUUAUUCCACGUGUCAACUUUCGACUUCUUCUUCUUCUCAAUCUCCUCGUCUCGAUCGAUCAAACUCAGAGAUGGCAUCGACUGCGGCGGCGGUUCCGUUCUGGAGAGCGGUGGGGAUGACGUAUAUAACGUACUCAAACAUCUGCGCGAAUCGUGUGAGGAACUGCCUAAAAGAACCCUUCAAAGCUGAAUCCAUGAGCAGCGAGAAGGUUCACUUCUCCCUCUCCAGAUGGGCCGAUGGAAAGCCCCAUAAACCAGGCUCCUGGCAUGAAUUAUUCAUUACAGCUUUGGAGUUGUACUCUGGGAGCUUGCCACCGAGAAGAUCACAUGGGAAACUCUCAACGCUAUGCAGGUAUCAUUUCUUAUAGAUAGAAUCAUAGAAGGAUGAAAAGAAAGCGUCUCCAGUUGCCGACUGAUCCUAAAAAUCUCAAACUUGGGCAAAUUUUAUUUAUAAAGUACAUAAUAUGUUCUAUCAGCUGAGCUCAAAAUUGGAUCAAACGUGUGUAUUUUCAAUGUGUAAAAUGUGUGUGUGUAUUUUAACAGAACAAUGUUUAAUUUUCCUUUUUUAAGAACCUUUGUUUAAGAAACUA